GCAGGGCACGUGAGAGGCAAAACGUCUUCUUCUCUUUUAACAAUCUCAUUAAUCAUUACCGCUGCUGAUUUCAGUUUUGGCUCCCCAUAACAGAUUUUCCUCUCCUCUCCUCUCCUCUCCUCUCUCCUCCCACGCACACACUCGGACACACACUCUCUCUCUCUCUAGUUGCUCUCAUCACCAUUCUCUGUGUGAAGCUCACGUACGUGAAAGGGGAGCACCUUUCCUCUCUGCAGCAGCAGAUUGUGUCUCCCCUCCCUCUCUGAAGCAGGUUCGAUAUCACCUUCCUUUGCAUUUCUUCUCCGACAAUCGAUCAUCAUCAACGCCGUUCCCUGGACUUGGAGAUCUCAGCAACUCGUCAAUGUGCUGGUUCUGUGCUUAAGGUUCCACCCUUGAAAGUUCAAGUUCAUCCUUUCCCCCCGGUCAAGAAAUGCAUAUGUACUUGAAGGAGCAAAUCAGCGGAGGGGACCGAUCAGACGACGCGCAAUCGGGCCGACAACAGAUAGUACUGUCCCCUCCUCCCCCUCCUUCUCCUCCUCCUCAGCUUUCUUCUUCUUCAGCGGAGAUGGAGAUGCAAGUGGGUUCCUUCUAUGAGAUCAACCAUGCAUUGCUCGCAGUCACUAAGCACCCAGAGCAGCUCAAGCUUAUUCGUGUCGUCAUGGUGAGCGAAAAGACAAAGGUUAGCGUAUCUUUGAGAUUUCCGAGCAUUUACUCUCUGCGGAUGCACUUCAACAACUCCAACACCAACAGGACUCGAGAGGGCACAAAGAAGCUUCCACCACUUGAUGAGAAGUAUGUGAUUAGCUCAGAUGUUGCGGCGCAGCUGCUCCUGAAGCGAGUUUCUGCUACUGAGUUGACGGAGAAGAAAGACUCAUGGAGCUUCUGGACAAUGACGUCCUCGAGCUGUUCUAGCCCUACUGUUUCAACAAGUACGGCUACUUCCCCCCCUCCACCACCCCUUGCCCCUGGGCUUGCUAAAAAGGGCACGUGCUGGUCUCAGCUUAAGUGCAGCGGGAUGGUACGAUGGGGUAAGCGGAGACAGGUUCGCUUCCUGAGUCUGCAAGACAAGACUAGCUACAGCCUCAAUCUGCAGUCGCAAAGUGGCGGAGGUGGUGAUGAGGAAAAAGAGAAAGAUGGUGGAGAGAGAUGGAAGGAAGUGGAGGCGGACAAUCUAGAUAAGAGGGAAGCAAGUGACAAGAACAUGGCAGCGUACGAAAUAGGUGAAGGACUGAAACAAGAAGGUGAGGAGGAGCACGAAGCAGAUGAUGAAACUGAAGAUCAAGAGGAAGAAACCAAGGAACGGAAAAAAGCAGAGAGGACUCCAACACAAUGGUCACGUGGGAACGAUGCUAGGAGAAGGAGCAGCCGCAAGAGGAAGGCUUCUGCAACUAGCAGGAGCCUUAAAGUCAAAAGAGCAAAACCUGACAAUGCAAAGAGUAAGACACAAGUUGUUGGCUGCGCUCCAAAGAACAAGGGAAAGACGAACAAAACCUCCACGGAAAGAUGGUCUGCUGAGAGGUACAAGUUGGCGGAGCAAAACAUGCUGAAGAUACUGAAAGAAAAGGGGGCCGUGUAUGGGAAUCCAAUCUUGAGGCCUGCCCUGAGACUGGAGGCUCGGAAGUUGAUAGGGGACACGGGUCUGUUGGACCAUCUGCUCAAACACAUGGCUGGAAAGGUAGCCCCUGGAGGGACUGAAAGGUUCAGGCGGCGGCACAAUGCAGACGGGGCAAUGGAGUAUUGGUUAGAGAGCUCAGAUUUGGUGAAUAUUAGGAAAGAGGCAGGGGUUCAGGACCCUUACUGGACCCCGCCACCGGGAUGGAAACUGGGUGAUAGCCCCUCACAGGAUCCUGUGUGUGCUAGGGAGAUCAAGUUCCUCAGGGAGGAAAUUGCCAAGUUAAAGGGAGAAAUGCAAGAGCUGAUAUCCAAGAAACAAGAAGAAAUUCUCACCCCUGUGACCAUUAAGCCCACUGAUCAGGAGAGAAUUGGUCUUCCACCGAAGGAAAUGUACACCGAAUUGAUAAGAAAGAAGUCUGCGAUGGAGGAACAACUAAAGGAGAUUUCAAGAUACCUUAGCAUGAUGAAGUUAAUGCAGGAAGACAUGGAAAGCUUAAAAUCGACGGUGGGGGAAACAAGGGUGAGUGAGUUGGAAGAACCAAUUACUCCAGUAGGCACUGAAGCAGGAGGAGGAGAGAGAAUGAAGGUUGGGGAAGAAAAGGAUAAAGUAGCAGACGAUGUGGUGGCAGCAAUGGUACCAAUGGAAGAAGACGAAGUGGAGGAGAACAUGAAAAGGACAAGAACAGCAGCAGAGGACAAGGCAGCAAAGAUACAGAGACUGAAGAGUGGAUUCAGGAUUUGCAAGCCACAGGGCACAUUUCUCUGGCCAAGCAUGGCCAUGUCCUCUCUGUCCCCUCACUAUGCAGUGGAAGACCUCCUUGUGGUCCCAACACCACCUUCAGCCCCCUCAUCUCCUCCCAGCCACCAUCAACUUCAACCAUCGAAUGGGUUGGUGGGAGCGGCACAGCCUACUUCCCCAGUUAAGCCACUGGCAGAGAAACGCAUGUUGUCUGUGGCUGCAGCCACUCCCGAAAUGGCACAGAGUCCAACCGAGACACCCAAGGCCACCACCCCAACCCCUUCAAGGAACCCUGCUUUCGUCGCUAUGGGAUCAUUUUCACCGGCAAAAAAGCCUUCAGCCUCUCCUCUGGUCCAGCAGGAGCACAGCGAGGGCACCAAUGAUACUGCUAAUGCUACUCCAGUCAUCAACCUAAAUGAGCUUCCCAGCGGAACCAACUACACCAUUUCCCGUACCUACAAAAGACGACAUCACAUUCCCACCACUGCUACUUCCUCAGCUGCCAUCUCCAGACUGGAUACAGGAGCCGGGGUGGGGCAGAAGAAGCGGCAGCAAAAGGGAAGCUGUUCGUCUCCCUCGCCCAAUUCAUCACCGUGCGUGUCCGCUGGUGCAGGCCCCUCCUGGCUGGUUCUGGCUACUCCCCAUGCUUGCUCCUCCUUGGACAGCCCUUCCAACUGCUGAUAUAAGUUGACGAGUUCUUAUCUAACAUUUUGAAGGUCUAAGGGUCGUGUUCCUGUCAAAAAGGCACGCUCUUCCUUGUACGCAUACCCGAAGUUCGAUCCAGUGAUAGUUCGAUCAUAUGUCCGUGCUAAGAACACUAAUAGCUAGCCUUUGGGUGGUGGUCGAAGAAGGUUAUUAUUAGGAAUAUAUCAUCUUCUUAGGAAAGAGUUACUAAGGUUGUAUGAACGAAUGACUCAGAUCCAUCCGUCUGGCCCUGCAAAAACUACUCCAUUUAUCAGGUGGAUGGAUGUUUUGUACACGAGAGAAUACGAAUUGAAACCGUCGAUGAGUUAUAUUAGGAAUUUAGGAUUCGUCCACGAGAUUUUUAUAGGCUGAGCAGCAGAUGGCCUGUUGAUGGGCCCAAUAUUAACACCGAACAGGCCCAGUCAGAUGGACUUGAUUUGGGACUUGAAUUUUCGUCGCGAGCUGGUCAACAUGCUCGAUAUGUACACUUGCAGAUUGUCAAGGAUGAAUUGAUUGGAGGCCAGACUGCACAACACGAGCGACCGAUCCAUCAGGUUAUUUCGCGAGGCAUCCUUGCACAUAUGUGACUUACAUCGCGUUGAAGUCCGAUACAUCUACGAGGCAUCCUUUUUUUUGUCCAUAUACAAAACGCAGGGGUGAGCGAGUCUGGAUACCCCCGCUUUUUUUAAUGAUACUUGGACCCUACCUUGUAAAAGAACGAUUCCAAAUUUUAGAAUCAAAACCUAUCUGAAACCUGUAUUAUAUUACAAGUUUCGAGCACCCUAUUGAAACCUAUAAAUUAAUUCUCUUCAAAACUGAUUUUUUUUU
Molecule: messenger RNA, 3865 nt
Organism: Punica granatum (pomegranate)
Lineage: Eukaryota; Viridiplantae; Streptophyta; Magnoliopsida; Myrtales; Lythraceae
Source: RefSeq, a predicted model, not a curated record